Messenger RNA from Prorocentrum cordatum, 1058 nucleotides. NCBI's taxonomy places the organism in Eukaryota, Dinophyceae, Prorocentrales, Prorocentraceae. The record is from the annotation of a GenBank genome assembly.
GCCGCUUUUGGCCCCAGGCUCCAGGCCCAGCGCGAGGGAGCAUGCAGACCCUCCCCGGGCCGAGCCUCUCCGACCCGCCCGCGCUGGGCGAGCCCAUGCGCGUGGCGCUGCGGCGGGCCGGCGUGGGCCCCGCGCCGGCCGCGGCGCGCGCGGCGGCCAGCACCGGCGGCAUGGGCAGCUGCAGGGGCCCGCUGCCGCAGGCCGUGCAGGACCUCUGCGACCUCACCUCCGGGCUGUGGGCGCUCGAGGGCGUGCCCGCCGAAGCCGAUGGCGCCGAGGCCGCCUCGCCCCAGGGCCGCGCCCUGGAGGAGGCCCUGCAGCAGGCCACUUGGGCGGACGGCAGCGCCGUGCUCAAGCUGCUCGGCGCCGUCGAGGGCGAGGGCGCCCCGAGCCCGCCGCUCUCCCGGGUGGGCCUCCAGGUGCCCUCGGCGCCCCGGCUUCCGCCGCCGUGCGCCUCGCAGCCGCGGAGCGCCGGGGGCGCCGUGCCCGUGCUCGACAAGUCGGAGAUCCUCGACCUCGACCUGUCGACCGGAGGCAUGGUGCCCAUGGCGCGCUCCGCGGCCUGGGAGAAGUGCGUGCGCGACGACUUCCUGGACAAAGGCACAACGAUGGGCAGCCUGCCAACCGUCGCAGCCCCGACGAGGGACAGCCUGCCGUGGACCGCGAUGACGCAGGACAGCCUCCCGUCGGCCGCGGCCGCGGCCGUCUUCACGCACGACAAGUUCCAGAACGACGCCUCGGGCUGCGCGGCGUCGUGGGACAGGCCCAUGAUGCCGAAGUCCGCCUCGGGCUGUUCCCUGACGUCGUCCAUGAGCAUGUCGGGCCUGCGAGGUGGCAGGUCUCCAAGCAGCUUCCCGACCGGUUUCGCUACCUUCGGCGAAGUCGUGCACAUGUAGUCCGCGACGUUCGACGGAAGAAAUCAUUCUCUGACGCCGUCUCUGGCUGAUCGGCUGCGGUGCGCCAGGCACUCACGCAGCAUGCCCGCGCUCCUCGUCUAGGUGCUGGUACAACACCAGCUGCGCCCAGAUGCCGGGGCCGUGUUUGCGAGGGAGGGGGCA